Messenger RNA from Pyrus x bretschneideri (Chinese white pear), 1138 nucleotides. RefSeq names its product protein NONRESPONDING TO OXYLIPINS 2, mitochondrial-like. Lineage: Eukaryota; Viridiplantae; Streptophyta; Magnoliopsida; Rosales; Rosaceae. The coding region runs from base 205 to 495 and encodes 96 amino acids. The record is from RefSeq and is a predicted model, not a curated record. The transcript is spliced from 3 exons.
CCACCCACAACAUCAACCAACUGUCCAAUGACCCAAGGCCCAUAAUGAUUUCACUCGGCCCAUCAGGCCUAAUUGAAGAAGAAAGAGCGGCGUUUAGUGGGAAAGCGAAACCCAGCUCAAUGGCCUUGUUUCACAACGCCUCAGAAACGAGUAGGGUUAAGGCUAACUGCUCUCUCUCUCUCUCUCUUUUCCCCCGAACAAGAAAUGGCCUCCUUCUGCAGAUCAGCUCUAAUGGCAGGCUCAAGGUCCAUUGCUCGCUCAAAAGCCCUCACCCAAACCUCCCUUAACUCCCUAAACCCCGCAGCCAUGGCGUCCCCAUUUGCUUCCACGACCAGAACAAUUCCUUGCGCUACAAGGUUCGUUUCGGUAUUGGGAUGCAUGGAAUCGAUGAUGCCGCUUCACAGUGCCAUUGCUUCUGCUCGGCUCAAGUCCAACAUUGCCGUCGAUUCCACUAGUGGAAGCUCCGUUUCUCUUGGGCUUCUCGACCGAAGCUGAACAUGAACCGAAAUUAACCAAGCAACCUUCCCCCUCUUCGACCAAGUUGUACUGUACUGCUCUCCUUCUUCCUUGCGUGCCAAUGGCAUAUAAAUUGCUAUUUGUUAUUCGAUUUCUGAAAUCAAUUUGGUGUUUGCUUAUACUGUGGCAGACGCUUUGAUUGCAAUGGCGCGCGAUGUAAUGCUUGGCCUGAAGAGUUAGUGGACUAUCAACCUAGAAGCAUAGGAAUGUUGCAUUCAGUUUGUAUGGUUACUAGUAUAGGGCCUGUACCUGUUAGGUUCAUGUGAUACAUGUAAUGUAUGAGCUUAUUUGGGUUUGAGGGCCUUCAGACCAUGUUCAUUAAUAAAGGGUAGAUUAGUUUUUAGCAGUCUGAAUUAUGUUUUCUUUUCUGUCAUUGGAAGUGUUACGGCAUAUUCCGUUCUCGUUCUGUCUUGUAAAGGCGGAAAGAAUGGCCUUCUAGCAUAUAUAUUAGAUUACGGAAUCUGUGGUGCAUAGAGAAAAUGUGUCAAUAUUAUUGCUGCUAACAAAACACAGUGGCGUGUUAUCAACGAACAGAUUUUUAAUAAUAUUGAUGAUCGUCCUUUUUGCGUUUGUCAUUGCCACUCCUGUUCACAGAAUCUACUAAUUGAAAACUUAAUUUGAA